UCUUCUUUGGACUUUAAUUUUGGAUCUAUGAAUUAUUUGUAAUCUACAUACAUGAUACGUCAAGAAAACGGCCGCCCUAUAACUAUCAAUAGGUUAGAUAAUCUGGUAACGCUUUCCCAAUCAGCUGUUACCAUACAAAAAUGUCCAAUUUGCGGCGCCAGGUCCUCAGUGCUUUUAAGAAGCUCCAUCGUACCCGACAAUACGUGUUCCAGGGAGAUGCUAAUGCUCUGGUGGCAGGACGACUAAAAAUCAACGAAUCUUUCCUGCAGAAUCGCAAUGAAAGCAGCGAGGAUGAGAUUCAGAAGAUGAUUAAGCUGGCGCAGGACGUGGAUCUAGAGCUGCGCACGAAUGUCAUCCAAGCCCAGAAAAAGGAGGAAGGUGUUUAUGAACUGAGGAUCACGCCAGAGACAACGCGACUCGACAAUGUGGUCUUCAAUCCUGAUGCGAUCAUCGAAAAACCGCGCAGGCAACGCGGCGACAAAAACACUGAAGGUUGCUGCGGUGGCGCUGCGAUGGCGGCCCUCGAAGCCGAGGUCCAGGCUCGCAACAAAUAGAACUAUACUUGGACUUCUUCUGCUUGGAUUUUGUACUCUUUUUGCGCUUGUUGCGUUCGUCCGACGAUGAGGAGCUGCUAGAGCUAUCCUCGGAACUAUCUGAAGAUGUGGAGUCACUCUCGGAUUCCGAAGAACUUUCACUCGAAUC
This is a messenger RNA of Drosophila yakuba, 702 nucleotides long. Its product is annotated as complex III assembly factor LYRM7. The record is from RefSeq and is a predicted model, not a curated record. Lineage: Eukaryota; Metazoa; Arthropoda; Insecta; Diptera; Drosophilidae. The transcript is spliced from 5 exons. Bases 141 to 554 code for a protein of 137 amino acids. Gene Ontology annotation, biological process: mitochondrial respiratory chain complex III assembly.